UCGGUGGUGGCAUUGUACACACAAUCAGUGGAAGGAGAAAGAGCGAAUGGCCGAUUAGGUUUAAAGAGAACACAGCCUCGAAACGUAACAAAAAAAAAACAUGUAUGUUGCAAAUAAAAAUCGUUAAUAACAUUACGCUCGAAUAAUAUACGUGAGCGCGAUACUGAAGUAGUGUGUCAUUGCUCACGGUUUGCGGUGGUCAUCAUCGCUGUUUGCGGGGUUGCGCGAUGAUGAAGCCUCGCGCUGUCCGAAGUCGUAUCCGUCACCAGGAACUGAAUCCGGUGUUCCACUGGCAGCACAAGGAGGAGGAUGACAAGGUGUUGAGCGGUGCCAAAAUCAAGCAGGCCCUCAAAACAGGCAUUCUCAACCUGUCGGGAAAGGGUUUGGCCACGGUGCCGGAAAAAGUGUGGAAUCUGAGCGACUCGGAUGAUUGUGAUAAGGAAGUUCGGUACGACCUGGAUCGUACCAACGAGGAGGAGGAAAGUUGGUGGAAUCAGAAAACACUUACCAAUCUGGAUCUGAGCUCGAAUGCUCUCAGCUGCAUCAGCGAAAAUUUGAAAAAUCUGGCCGACUUGACCGUGUUGAAUUUACAAGAUAACGCCCUAACCACUCUGCCGGAGGGAAUAGGUUGCCUUACCAAACUAACCAAGCUUAGUCUGAGCCGUAACAAGCUAACGGAUCUUCCGGAAAGUUUCUACAACCUGAAGGAACUGAAGAACCUUAACCUGUCGCAUAACGACUUUGCCGAAAUUCAUAGCAACAUGAGCGAUCUGAUCAUGCUGGAAGUGCUGGAUAUUUCCUUUAACAGCCUUAACUCGCUCCCGGGUGGAAUCGGGUUCCUGGUGCGCCUCCAGCAGCUAACACUAAAUAACAACCGACUGGUUGAACUACCAAACGAUAUUGUCAAUUUGAGAAACCUCCACAAGAUGGACCUCGCAAAGAACGACCUAAAGCUACUGCCUCCGGUAAUGGGCGAGCUGCGCAAGUUGGAAUGCCUUUACGUGCAGCACAACGACGUCGAGGAGCUUCCAGAUUUCACCGGCUGUGAGGCUUUGAAGGAACUGCACAUCUCGAACAAUUUCAUUAAAUCGAUCCCGGCCGAUUUCUGCGAAAAUUUGCCCCAGCUACGGAUUCUGGAUCUGCGCGACAACAAGAUCGAGAAGCUACCGGACGAGAUCAACAUGCUGGCCAGUUUGACGCGACUGGAUCUGUCGAACAACUCGAUCAACAGUUUGCCCUCUUGUUUGUCCACUCUGGCUCAUCUGGUUAGUCUGCAGGUGGACGGGAAUCCGAUACGUUCGAUUCGCAGGGAUAUUAUUCAGUGUGGAACGCAGCGCAUUUUGAAGACGCUCAAGGAGCGCGAUGGUCCCGGGAAAGGGGUGGACAAAGUGAGGGGCCCUUUCGAGGAGAGUACUUUUCCGGAUGUGUACCAAAUGAAGAAGGGGAGGUCCAUGAUUAUAAGCAACAAAAGCUUAAUCGAUAUUCCAGAGCAAGUUUUCUUGGAUGCGAGAGAGGCAUCCGUUUAUAAUGUUGAUAUCAGUAAGAAUAAGUUAACGGAAGUUCCUGCAGGAUUGGUACACAUUGCGAACCUUAUGACGGAACUGAACGUCAGCUUUAACCUUCUCAAAACUAUUCCGAUGUUUUUCUCUCAAUUCGAUAGGAUUAGCUAUUUAAACCUUUCCAAUAACUGUCUCGAGGAAUUGUCCGAAGUGGUUGGCUUACUGGUUACCUUACGCGAGCUGAACAUAGCCAACAAUCAGCUGAAACAGAUCUCACCAUGCAUUUACGAGUUGAAAGGUUUGGAGAUACUUCUCGCCCGCGGGAACAAAGUCGAAGAGAUUGAUGCUACGGAAUGCGGAUUCGGGGCACUUCCUCGCUUGUCUACAUUGGAUUUGGCCAACAACAACAUCAAACAGGUUCCUCCCAUCCUGGGAUUGCUCAAGAACAUCACGACACUAGAGCUGAUUGGAAAUAGUUUCCGCCAGCCGCGCCAUCAGAUUCUCGAGAGGGGAACCGAGUCUAUCAUGUCCUACCUGAGAGAUCGAAUACCCAAUUAAAGAGUACAACUCUGAUACUCCUAUAUCGCACGAGAGAUUACUACACUUUAUGCUCCAGUCAACCAAAAAAAAAAGAGAACAAAACCAAAGCAGAAAUAUGUUACUAAAUAUAGUUUAUUGAUAAAAGCACA
Messenger RNA from Toxorhynchites rutilus septentrionalis, 2188 nucleotides. RefSeq names its product leucine-rich repeat-containing protein 40 (gene f-cup). The record is from RefSeq and is a predicted model, not a curated record. NCBI's taxonomy places the organism in Eukaryota, Metazoa, Arthropoda, Insecta, Diptera, Culicidae. The transcript is spliced from 7 exons. Bases 228 to 2057 code for a protein of 609 amino acids. Gene Ontology annotation, molecular function: protein binding.